AGUGGGGAAGGCUAUGCUCGCCUGGUGAGGCUCAGGGAGGUAACUCCGAGAGGGCUGCAGCGAGCUUCCGGCCGUUUUACCGGGACCGUCGCGCUAUGGCGGAGGAGGAGCUGGAGGCUCUGCGGAAGCAAAGGCUGGCAGAGCUGCAGGCGAAGCAAGCGGAUCCUGGCGAUGCAGCACAACAGGAGGCAAAGCACAGAGAAGCAGAAAUGAGAAACAGUAUCUUAGCCCAAGUUCUGGAUCAGUCAGCCCGGGCCCGGUUAAGUAACUUAGCACUUGUAAAGCCUGAAAAAACUAAAGGAGUAGAGAAUUACCUUAUACAGAUGGCAAGAUACGGACAGCUAAGUGGGAAGACUGUCCCCAAAGAUGCACAUGCACCCCACCUGCACUGGGAAGCCCUCUGCUACCACCACACCCUGGAAGUAUCAAUUCAGCCCUGGACCCCUUACACUAAAAUGUGUGGAAGACUCAGUAACAGAACAGGGUUUAAUAGAAAUCCUUGAAAAAGUAAGCCAACAAACAGAAAAGAAAACCACAGUUAAAUUCAACAGGAGAAAAGUGAUGGACUCCGAUGAAGAUGACGACUAUUGAAUUUAGGAUUCAUAGGCACUGGAACUUCAUGGGACAGUUGCAGGACAGAUAUUGCUUGGCAGAAGCUAAGAUCUGAUUGAAUGUUUACCUUGUUUACUGUUUAUAUACCUUAAAAAAAUAAACUUGUUAUGUAAAAUAAAACAAUUUGGGCAAAAUUAUUUUAGACUGUAGCUGAAUGAACAGAAGAUCUGUAUUUUGCAUUUUUCCUUUCCUACCAAAAACUUUUAAACAUGUAGCAGCCUGAAUAUAUCCUUUAUAAUUAUGACAUUAGCAUUAGGUAACAAAAUGGCUAUAGCAGAAAUAGAAAUUGCUUGAGUAGUCUUUAGUGAGAAGACAGUAGCAUCCAGUAACAUCAUGGGAGUUAAAAACCCAUUGAAUAAGCUAAAUCAACUUUAAUAUUUCCAAGACAUAGAUUCUGAAAGCAGGUGAGCUAUUUUUCUUCCUGCAAAUAGUACUUACAUGUAAGUUAAGAAUAUUCUUAGCUUUGGUUUCAUUUAUAGUCUGCUUUUCAAAGGCCUUGAGGUGUAUUAUCUAACAAAUAAUUAUCUCUAUCCAAAAAAUCUCUAUAAGUAGAGUAAUACUUGUGAUGAAAAGAAUUCUCAAAAUAGGACAUACUGGUAAUAAUACUUCAGCAAUAAUAAACAUGUUUGUAAGAGAAAUGACACUUCUGAUGAUUAAAAUCUAGUUGAUGGUUUAACAACAGUUAAACAUUUUGGUAGAAAU
This is a messenger RNA of Artibeus jamaicensis (Jamaican fruit-eating bat), 1314 nucleotides long. It is a transcript of the gene PDCD5, whose product is annotated as programmed cell death 5. Gene Ontology annotation, cellular component: nucleus; cytosol. Gene Ontology annotation, molecular function: DNA binding. Lineage: Eukaryota; Metazoa; Chordata; Mammalia; Chiroptera; Phyllostomidae. Bases 96 to 503 code for a protein of 135 amino acids. The transcript has 7 exons. The record is from RefSeq and is a predicted model, not a curated record.